Molecule: messenger RNA, 1956 nt
Organism: Medicago truncatula (barrel medic)
Lineage: Eukaryota; Viridiplantae; Streptophyta; Magnoliopsida; Fabales; Fabaceae
Product: polyvinylalcohol dehydrogenase
Exons: 4
Coding region: 62-1681 (539 amino acids)
Source: RefSeq, a predicted model, not a curated record
AUAUAUAAACAUACACACUUUCACAGUUACACAUAUGUAGAAUAACAUUCUGAUUAACACCAUGGCAACAGUCGAGCAAAUAACCUGCUUUCUUGUUUCUUUGUUCCUAUUAUGCUCACUAACAUGUUCAAAACGCUAUGAUUACACAGAAAAGGAACAAAAUUGGUUAAACCAUGGUGGAGACAUAUACAACAGAAGAUAUGCAAGCAAGGAACACAAAAUCAACCUUAAAACAAUUAGCAACUUAACUUUGAAGUGGGAAUUCAAUGCAGGCAAAGACAUAACUGCAACACCAGCAAUUUUCAAUGGAACAAUAUAUUUUCCUUCAUGGAAUGGUUUAAUAUUUGCAGUGAGAGAAAUUGAUGGAACUCUUGUUUGGAAAAAGAAUUUGACAAAAUUAACUGGUCUAGAUUCAAUAGGUUUUAUUGCAAAUGUUAAUUGGACAGUGGCUAGGGCAACACCAACUAUAGCAGUUGAUGAGGAUCUUGUGAUUGUGGGAAUAUAUGGACCAGCUGUUGUUAUUGCUGUGAAUAGAUCAACUGGUGAUUUAAUUUGGCAGACUCGUUUGGAUAGCAAUGAUGCUGGUGUUGUCACUAUGUCUGGUACAUAUUACAAAGGGGCUUAUUAUGUUGGUUCAUCUUCACUAGAAGAACUCAAAAGUGCUGAAGAAUGUUGCACCUUUAGGGGAAGUUUUUCAAAGCUAGAUAUUAAAUCUGGUGCCAUUUUAUGGAAAACAUAUAUGUUACCUGAUAACAAUGGCAAAAGAGGUGAAUAUUCUGGUGGAGCUAUAUGGGGAAGUAGUCCACCAAUUGAUGCAUCAAGAAACCAUAUAUACAUUGCCACUGGAAAUUUGUAUUCUGCUCCUUUACACAUACGUCAAUGUCAAGAUGAAGAAAAUAAUAAAAAUUUAACAAGACCAACUCAACCUGAUCAAUGUGUUGAACCAGAAAAUCAUUCUAAUUCAAUCUUAGCACUUGAUUUGUACAAUGGUGAAAUUAAAUGGUACCAUCAAUUAGGUGGAUAUGAUGUUUGGUUCCUUGCUUGUAAUGAUUUGUCAACACCUAAUUGUCCUCCUGGACCUAACCCUGAUGCUGAUUUUGGAGAGGCACCAAUGAUGCUCACAAUUGAUGUUAAUGGUACUAAACAAGAUAUUGUUGUUGCUGUACAAAAGAGUGGUUUCGCUUGGGCUUUGCACCGUCACAAUGGCGACAUCAUUUGGUCUACGGAAGCUGGACCUGGUGGAGUUGCAGGAGGUGGAACAUGGGGAGCAGCCACAGACAAAGAAAGAGUUUAUACAAACAUUGCUAAUUCAAAUGCGAAAAAUUUCACUCUUAAACCAUCCAACAAGACAAUAACAUCUGGAGGUUGGGUAGCAAUGGAAGCAAGUAGUGGCAAGAUCUUAUGGGCCAUAGCUAACCCUAGUAAUGCUACUGCUAAUGGUCCUGUUAGUGUAGCUAAUGGCAUUGUCUUUGCAGGAUCUGCAAAUAGGAAAGGACCUAUCUAUGCAAUAAAUGGUAAGACUGGUGAAAUUUUGUGGUCUUAUGAGACUGGAGCAACUGUGUAUGGUGGAAUUUCAAUUAACAAUGGUUGCAUAUAUCUUGGAAAUGGUUAUACUGUGGGUUUGGCAACGGUUAUUGGAGGCCUUACUGGUGGUACUUCUCUUUAUGCCUUUUGUGUCUAAGUAAACCAUACUAUUACUAUGGUUGGUGAUAGUAUAUGUAUGACCAUAAAAUUACACAUAUUUUAUGGUGUUGCGAAAAAUAUAUAUAUUUACUUGAAUUCUCUAGACUCGAUCAUUUCGGGAAAUAUGUAAUAUUGUGUCUUGUACGUGUUUGUUUGGAUUUGGAUGAUAAUUAAUGUAUUAUGUUAGUAUGUGUUUGAUUAAUUCGACUAUGAGCCUCUCCUCGGCCUAUGAACGUGAAAUGUAUGUCAUCAAUUCGACUAUAAAAAAAAAAA